GUUGUUUAUUCAUUCACGUCAGCCCCUCUCUCCUGCCUUCCCUUCCCUCCUUCCUGCUCCACACAACGGGGACACCUCCGUUUGAAACUGUUUUUUUUCCCCACAUUAAAAUCAACCACAAUCACGUCGCCACCAUAAACCGAUUUUGGAAUCAGGAGGAGGCGAGCCGGCGCCUGGGUAGAUGUGAGCCCAAGGUAAUGGCCAGGCUGGUGGACAUAGGCACACAAACAGAUCCUGUAGUCGUGCUGUCCUUGGCCCAGGCUGCCGUGCUAGGUCUCAUCUCCCAGAAUGAAGUGUUCGGAGCUACUAUUGCACCCAACGGCUUCUACACCGGCGAACCCAAAGAGUCCCCUGCACCACCAGUAGACGGAGUCGACUACGAGUACGCAGACCAGCUUAUCGGAGCCAACGGAGACUACCUUGGAGACAACUUAGGAGAAGACGGACAGAUGCAACCCAGCUGCAGCCAGAGGAGGUGGCAACAGGGGCCGCCUCAACAUCCUGACGCAAAAAUGGUCGUCCCUGACCGCAUCAGUCUCCAGGGCGGUGACGUGCCAUCGUCCCAUGUUAAAGGGGAAGUUGUGAACUCUGGAAUGCCCUCCUGUGUCCACAUGCUGAACAAUAUGGCUCCCCGAGGUGGAUUAGUACAGGUGGAUCCUGCCACCCUCAGAGGCACUAACAAGAACUGUGUAGAGUGUGAGCGCGAAGCCUCCAACCAGCAGCAAGCCAACACACAUGUUCACCCUCCUCCCCCUCAGGUGGGCCACAGAGGAGGAGAGCAGGGUCACAGAGGACUGCAGGCCCAGCGUCCAAUGGUGGCCCAUGGCCGAGGCGGCAGAGAGGAUGAAGAAAACGUGGAGCACCAGGGGAACAGCAUGAUGAAGCCCUCGCAGCAGGAUGAGGCCAUCAGCAGCUACUUCCAGACGAGCGAGGUCGGCAGCUACGAUUCGGGGGAGAUGGGCAUGGGGGGCGAGUACGAAGACAGCAGCCAGAGCAUGAUGUGGAACGAUGGGAGCGGAGGAGGGCAGCACCAGCAGCCUCCGCACCCGCAGCCUCCUCGGCGGCACGGUGGCCGCAGAGUUGACCGGCUGGACAUCAACAUUCAGAUCGAUGAAUCGUACUGUGUGGAUGUGGGAGACGGUCUGAAGCGCUGGAAGUGCCGCAUGUGUGAUAAGUCUUACACCUCCAAGUACAACCUGGUCACGCACAUCCUGGGCCACAACGGCAUCAAACCUCAUGCUUGUCCACACUGUGGGAAGCUCUUCAAGCAGCCAAGCCACCUUCAAACCCAUCUGCUGACCCACCAAGGUACUCGCCCUCACAAGUGCACCGUCUGCAAGAAGGGCUUCACCCAGACGAGCCACCUGAAGAGACACAUGCUCCAACACACCGACGUCAAGCCCUACAGCUGCCGCUUCUGCCGCCGCGGCUUCGCCUACCCCAGCGAGCUGCGGGCGCACGAGGUGAAGCACGAGCGAGGACGAUGUCAUGUCUGCUCGCAGUGCGGCAUGGAGUUCCCCACUUACGCCCACCUCAAGCGCCACCAGACCAGCCACCAGGGCCCCCACACCUUCCAGUGCACCGAGUGCAAUAAGUCGUUUGCUUACCGCAGCCAGCUCCAGAACCACCUGCUGAAGCACCAGAGCCCGAGGCCUUACACCUGCUCCCAGUGUGGCCUGGAGUUUGUGCAGCUUCACCAUCUCCGUCAGCACUCGCUCACUCAUAAGGGAAUGAAAGGCCACAAGUGUGACGUGUGUUCCCGGGAGUUCACCUUGUCUGCCAACCUGAAGAGGCACAUGCUAAUCCACAACAGUGUCAGACCCUUCCAGUGUCACGUCUGCUUCAAGAGCUUCAUCCAGAAGCAGACCCUCAAGACCCACAUGAUCGUCCACCUGCCUGUGAAACCCUUCAAAUGCAAGGUUUGUGGCAAGUCUUUCAACAGAAUGUACAACCUGCUGGGCCACAUGCAUCUCCAUGCUGGCAGUAAGCCCUUCAAGUGUCCUUACUGCACGAGUAAGUUCAACCUGAAAGGAAACCUGAGCAGACACAUGAAGGUCAAACACGGGAUGGAUGUCUCACCGGAAGGACAUGAAGUUCUUCCAGAGAUGGAGAGCCAAGGGGAGUAUGAAGGACAGAACUUCAGCUUUACAUCACCAGACAAUAUGAACAAUGGUGGCUCCCAAAACCUCACCAAACUCACCACAGCAAACAUGGAGGACAUGGAGGAAUAUUACAAUUUUGGGAAGGAUACAAGCAGCUACAGUACCCCCUGAGAAGUGAUGGGACCAGAGUGUUUUUUUUUUAUUGUUAUCAUUUUAAAGGCAGAAGGAAAUUACAGAGUUGUUGUGAAGGCUUUGAGAGACACUGGGGGUUGGGGGGGGGGAGAUUUUCUUUUAGUUUUUGGCCUCCUUCCAGAAGAGCCAGAACUACUGGACUCUGAUGGGAAGCCAGGAAGGAGACGCUCUUCUUCUAAGGAGACGUUUCAGCUCUGGUGCUGAUAGCAGCGGACACUGAAACUCUUGACUUCUUGAGCUCCUUUUUUGGGAUUAGUGCGCUUGCCGACUCAAAGACUCUCACUGGCGGACAGUCGAAUCUUAAUGUUGUGCGUCUGUAUCAGUUAUUUUGAAGAAGAAAAAAAAACAUCAGUUACAUUUGAUGUGAUAAAAAUGUGUUUACCAUUUUGCCAUUUUAUCAUUCACAACCAAUGUAUGCCCUUUUUCUUUUUGACUGAAAGUGCCAGCUAGAAACAUUUGCAACAAAGUUUUUACUGUGUCGGCUAUUUACUCACUGUAUAUCGAACUUUUGAUACAUGGUCACAACAUAUUCAUAGGUUUGAAUGCUCUUACUAAACAGUUUCUAAUUGUAGUAACUCCUUCCUGCCCAGUCCUCAGUUUUGAACAGACUUCCUUCAAUAUGCAUGUGCUUUUAAGCACAGGACAUUGUAGCCUUAUUAUUGAUGGGGCACUUACAAUCUGUCAAAUGUUAGCUAAUAUCUAAAAAACAAAGUUUCAAAACAAUGUUACUGACAUGUAAAACCUUUUCACUGUACAAAGGAUUCUUCAACAUGCAGUGUGUUUACCUCCCACCUCUGCUCCACGUGGUUCAGCCUAACAUCAAUCAUCGAUCUGGUGUAGUAAACAUACCGCUCUUGUUUUGGAAUCACUGAGCGAAAAAUACAAAGCACUUUUUUAUCGAGACCUGACUUCCUUUCUGUCGACCCAUUUGCAUCUGGGUGAAAUAGGAUAGAAUCGUUCAAGCCCCCAUAAAGGCAAUAUAAUAUUAAACACAAACAGAUAUGCUUUCUAAGAAGGUUUGUUUUUGUAACCACUUUCCUUCAUGUUGUUAUUCAGAUCUGUCCGUUCAAAAGCAAAUUGAAGAAGAGCAGUUUGUAUGGACGAUUGUCAGUUCAGGUUUUUUGUUGUGUGUAGUUUGAACACUCUUCAACACAGGGCGGUUUCCAUUUCUCUUCCAGUUCAGUAAAUUCAGUGAGAGAACAAUAAAACAGAGAGAUGUGGAUCAAAUCUGAGCUGUAAGUUUAAAAGAAGAAAAUAAAUAACUUGGAGGUCCUGUUUACAUUCUGAAUGAUUGAACUGAAAGUUGACAACGUCGUAGACUUGUCCUGCUUUUCAUGUUUCUGUUUGGGGAAGACGGUCAGCUUCCCCUGUCCUGCCAUGCGGGUCAGCCUUGUUAUGCACACUAAAUCUGAGGAAUGGGCUUCUUGUUCUUUUUGGAAAGGAGGAAUAUCAAACUGAGACCUCAUGGAAACGAACCAUGAAUUAUUUAAUAAAGGUUCUAUAGUUUAAAAAGAUGAAGACUGCUUUUUUAAAAAUGUUCUGCAGAGUCAGGUAUUUGUGGCCACACUAGUACAUCUCAGUAUGAAGCAAUGAUUUCGGUGAUGGUUUUACAUUUCCUCAAAUGUAAAAAUAAAAAAAGGUAUUUAUUGAACUUUGGUUAAUGACUGACGACUUUCCAAACUGGCUACAAACAAGAAAACACUGGAACGUAACAUCUCUUCAACCAACAUUAGGUCUUGGGCAGAAUGACAUGCAAAGGAAUAAAAUAAGAAAUGUUAACUGUGUAGCAAAAUAAUCACAGAGAUCAUUCACAGCUCAUCAAAAUCACAUGAAAGUGAUCCUUCAUUUCUGUCUUGUGAGUUUCUGAGGCUUGUAGUCGCUGCUCGCUGGAGAUGUGUGAUCCUCCUUGUAAAGCAGUUGGAUUGAUUUUUGCAUCCAGCACACAUCCCACUCAGGAUUCAUUGAUGUACUCCAGCCUUUAAUGCUGAUGACAUUCCCAUCGGCCUCGGCUAUGCUUCUGUUGUUAUUUGCCAACAUUAGCAGGCUAACCUGCUAAACUAAUAUGAAGAAAAUAUUAUAUUACACACCAUGAUUAUGUUAGCAUUGAGUUAAUAGCAACACUUUGCUAACAAGGCUGUAUGCUGUUUCAAAAAACACAUUCAGUUAUACAACCUAAGUAUAUUCAUUAGUUACAGCCUAUCAGGCAAGUUUAAACACUCCCCAAAGUUAAUGUGGAAGACGAGAAAAUGGGACUUUUGUUGAAUAUAACAGAAGAGUUCCUCCUUCUGUGACAUCUGCAGGAAGACUGAUAAAUAAAGCAGACCACAUAUCUGACUUUAUAUUUACUGUAAAGGUUAUCUCCUUGAGUUAUAUGUUUUUUGUUAUGUCUGCAGUCUUUCUGAACCCUCAGUCAACUUGACCUUUGUGCACUCAUGGGUCCGACUAACUGAAUAUAAAGAUGGUCUAGCACUGUU
Messenger RNA from Labrus bergylta (ballan wrasse), 4768 nucleotides. RefSeq names its product zinc finger protein 710b (gene znf710b). Gene Ontology annotation, biological process: regulation of transcription by RNA polymerase II. Gene Ontology annotation, molecular function: DNA-binding transcription factor activity, RNA polymerase II-specific; RNA polymerase II cis-regulatory region sequence-specific DNA binding. Gene Ontology annotation, cellular component: nucleus. NCBI's taxonomy places the organism in Eukaryota, Metazoa, Chordata, Actinopteri, Labriformes, Labridae. The record is from RefSeq and is a predicted model, not a curated record.